AUGUUCGGCAGCCGUCAAAGAAAUAUCAGUGCCAAUUCUGUUCCCAUUCGUUCUAUUCAUUUCGAGCGUACAAAGAACAUUGCUCACAACAUCAGGGACUUCGGCCACAUCUCUGUUGGACGUGCCACAAAUCGUUUAGAACUAGUGAGCUGCUCGAACUUCACAAGGAAGUGCACAAUCGCGGUCCAAUUUACUGUGAAUACUGUCCGGCUAUACUCCAAGGACGACAGCAAUAUACACAGCACGUGCAGGCACGACAUCAACCUGAAUCAGGAAUCGCUAAACACAUCGGAGUUGACUUAA
Messenger RNA from Cooperia oncophora, 303 nucleotides. NCBI's taxonomy places the organism in Eukaryota, Metazoa, Nematoda, Chromadorea, Rhabditida, Trichostrongylidae. The record is from the annotation of a GenBank genome assembly.